Sclerotinia trifoliorum is the source of this 2416-nucleotide messenger RNA. Lineage: Eukaryota; Fungi; Ascomycota; Leotiomycetes; Helotiales; Sclerotiniaceae. The record is from the annotation of a GenBank genome assembly.
UAUGAGGAAACACAAGGUACAUUUUGAUUUUAAUUAAUUUCCUUUAUGAAAUGUUAUAUUUUUAAAUGAAUCAGUAAAUGUUCGACAACUUUUCUAUAUAUUUAUUUGUACCAAAAGGGGCAUUCAUAAGAAGCUUCAUUACCCCAGAUUGUUCUGUUGUGAACUUGCGACAAGCUUCACUCAAGCUUCAAACCCAUUUCGAAAUGUCUACUUCUGCAGAUAUCUAUACCAAUGGGAAUAGUCAUGAUCAAAUUCUACGUCCUAGACCACAAAAUGUCCAUAAUCCAACUAUUAUUCGAAAAAUAAGUGAAGAGGGGUUAUUACCAGUCAAUGGUAUCAAAGAUGUCUCCGAAGAUGGUAUUUCUACUGGUCCAACCAGGUAAAUCUAUCAAUCUGAACUCAUUGCUCUAUCUAACAUUGAAUAGUGGACGUACAACACCCAUUCCUGAAGAUGCGCCUCCUUCCGUUCAAUCGAUGUUCUCUGCGAAGAGACAAAUUAAAGCAGAGCAGAAACGUCGUAUUUUCCCAAUAAUCGAAUAUACCUCACGAGUCUCGCAUUUAGAUCCACAUAGCGACCAUCAUGAUUUCACAGGAUUUUAUAUUUUAUUCUGGAUUGGUCUUGCCAUUAUGGCUAUCACAACCAUGUUACGAAAUAUCAAAGAUACAGGAUAUCCUAUGAGAGUGGAGAUUUGGCAGUUAUUCACAGUAAAGGUCUGGGAGCUUGCAGUCGCAGAUGCCCUUAUGGUUGCAUCUACAUCUAUUAGUCUCCCUCUUCAUAAUUUUUUCAGAAGUAAGACGGCGAAAGCAUUAGGAUUUCAAUGGACCAGAGGUGGAAUGGUCAUACAGAGUUCAUAUCAAAUAAUUUGGAUGGCAUUUUGGGUUUCGUAAGUGCCACUGCGUGCGAAAAUGAAGCGAAACGCUGACGAGUAAUGUAGUAUACCAUUCUAUCGAGAUUGGACAUGGACGGCUCAAGUAUUUCUUUUACUCCAUACUAUGGUUUUACUUAUGAAAAUGCAUUCAUAUGCAUUUUACAAUGGUCAUCUUAGUGAAACCGAACGACGAUUACAAGAACUAGACUCUCCUGCGACUGCUUCAAAAGCUCCAGCAUAUCAAUAUCCAAGUCCAAGUCCAGGUCACAAACGAACAGCAUCAGAGAUCAGAGCUCUUACUCAAACCAAAGCUGACGAGAUUGCAACUCUUCGAGGGGAUUUAGCCAUCGAAUUGACGUCAACAAUGGGUUCAGUCACCUAUCCUAAAAAUCUCACUUGGUACAAUUAUGCCGAUUAUAUAUUUUGUCCUACACUCUGCUAUGAGCUCGAAUAUCCUCGUACGAAUGGUAUAGUCUGGUCGGAAUUGGGUUAUAAAACUCUUGCCACAUUUGGAGUCAUUUUCUUACUCACUAUCACCUCGGAAGAAUUCAUCUAUCCAGUUAUGACAGCAUCGGCAAUUAAACUUCAAAUUUCAACCUCGAUUACUGAAAAUGCACUUGUCAUUGCUGAGUCAAUCAGUUUGCUUUUGUUUCCAUUUAUGAUAACUUUCCUUCUCGUAUUUCUUGUAAUAUUUGAAUUCGUCCUCGGUGCUUUUGCCGAGAUAACAUGUGCGUAUAUCCUUAAAUAACCCAUUAGUUCCCCCUCCCCUCACGCAAAAUCUACUUGCAUCUAUCACACCUUUAUUCACCUUCCUAAAUUGCGCCAGACUAACAACAUCUUCAAUCAACAGGUUUUGCAGAUCGACACUUCUACUCUGACUGGUGGAACAGCACCGAUUGGAUGCAAUUCUCCCGCGAAUGGAAUAUUCCCGUCCAUCAUUUCUUCCAUCGUCACGUAUAUCUCGGCUCCCGCUCAUACAUUGGAAAAGGAGGAGCUACAUUUAUAACUUUCUUUAUUAGUGCCAUCGGUCACGAAAUAGUCAUGGCUUGUAUCACCAAGAAAAUUAGAGGUUACGGAAUGGUGGCCCAGAUGAGUCAACUUCCUAUUAUUUGGUUACAAAGUAGACCCUGGGCUAGAGGGAAGAAGGUGUUGAAUAAUGUGUGUUUUUGGUGCAGUAUGAUUUUGGGUUUAAGUGGCAUGUGUAGUUUGUAUGUUUUGUUGUGAGAAGGGUAGGAAGGUGAAGUGGACAGGAUGGAGUAUUUCACUUGUAUCAAGGAAGGGAAGGAAUAGGGUGUAUUACAUGGGGUCGGAGGUAUAGUGGAUGGCUGACAGAGCUUUUUAUACUGCAUAGAUGGAUACCAAUUUCUUUUAUUUCUUUUUACUCAUUGCAAAGUUAGAUACCACAAUCUUCAACCGUUGUUCCUUUUUCAUUCCUCAUUCUUCUUUCUGUCCUUUUCUUUUGUUUAUACUCCUAGAUAAUCCUUUCACUAGCAGGAAGUAAUCUUACAUACACCUUGCGAUUGUAAGAUAUUACAUUCAUCCAUACA